Cryptomeria japonica (Japanese cedar) is the source of this 1139-nucleotide messenger RNA. RefSeq lists its product as uncharacterized. Gene Ontology annotation, cellular component: membrane; nuclear envelope; endoplasmic reticulum. Gene Ontology annotation, molecular function: glutathione transferase activity; glutathione peroxidase activity. The record is from RefSeq and is a predicted model, not a curated record. The transcript has 6 exons. NCBI's taxonomy places the organism in Eukaryota, Viridiplantae, Streptophyta, Pinopsida, Cupressales, Cupressaceae. The coding region runs from base 227 to 667 and encodes 146 amino acids.
CGUGGGACGCACGAAAUUUAUCCGCUGACCUUUCUAGUAACUCCUAGUAAUCACAGUUUCAAGUCCUGAUUUGGAACAAGGUUUCGCUUUUUCAGAGUCGAAGGAAGGUAUUCUCAAAUGCCAAUCUUCUACUUGUAUGCAUUGCUUACUGUCAAAUAAUUUUCAUGCCUCUGCAGCAUCCUUCAUAGCACAAAAAAAGUUUUGAGCAUUAGGUUUCUGAGGCAGAAUGGCAGUCGAUUUACCUCCUGCAUUUGGAUGGGUAGUCCUUAGUGCUCUGGCAUACGUUUUUUUCAAUUUCUGGAUGGCUAUACAGGUUGGAAAGGCCAGGAAAAGGUAUAACGUUCCAUAUCCAACCUUGUAUGCAAUUGAAAGUGAGAAUAAAGAUGCCAAAAAAUUUAACUGCGUCCAGCGAGGACAUCAGAAUUCUCUGGAAAUGAUGCCAGUGUUCUUCCUGCUUCUCAUUUUGGGUGGUUUACAGUACCCUGUUGUCUCAUCCAUUCUUGGCGUCUUUUAUUGCCUAGCACGAUAUUCCUAUUUCACAGGCUAUUCAACUGGUGAACCUCAGAAUAGAUUGACUUAUGGGAAAUUCAACUUUUUGGCCAUCUUGGGGUUGAUGCUCUGCACUCUAUCAUUGGCAUUUGGUCUUCUUCUUAAAGCUCCUCAGUAGGAGCAGUUUCGCAUUCGACUCCAUCUAGAUUUGAAAGGUUUCUAAAGAAAAGCAGGCAUCAACUUCUUAAGGGAAAUAAAUUUGACAUAGUUACUUAACUCUACAAUCGUAGAGUUUUACAAUAGAAGUAGCUUCUCUUCUAACACCUGCCAUAGCUGAAUGAUUUACACUUUACAUAGAAAGCAACAUCUUAAACUUUUUUAAUGAGAAAUGAUUUUAACAUGGUAGUUAAAUGCUAUAAUGUAGCACUUUCACUUGUGUUGAUGAGAUGAAUUAUAUUUCUUGAGUAUUUGAAAUUCAGACAUUGGAUCAUUUGGUGCUUAGAAGUUUUCCUUUUUCUUUAUAUGUGACGGUGUAUUAUAGGAUUUUGCAGUGGGGCAUUGAAUAUGGCUCCACGUGUUGCAACAGCUGUAAUUUAUACACUGGAGUUUAAGUUUACUUCUGUGGCCAAUAUGAAUAAAUUUCUUUUCUA